This is a messenger RNA of Lonchura striata (white-rumped munia), 8903 nucleotides long. RefSeq names its product GTPase activating Rap/RanGAP domain like 3 (gene GARNL3). Gene Ontology annotation, biological process: regulation of small GTPase mediated signal transduction. The record is from RefSeq and is a predicted model, not a curated record. NCBI's taxonomy places the organism in Eukaryota, Metazoa, Chordata, Aves, Passeriformes, Estrildidae. Gene Ontology annotation, molecular function: GTPase activator activity.
GCGCGCGGGGCCGAGCGCGGGGCAGCGGGAUGCGCGCGGGGCGCGCCCGGCCGCUCUCCCGCGCGGGACGGAGCCGCGGGAGCGGCGCGGCAGCGGGGAAGCCUCGGGCUGGCCGUCCGCAUGGAGCUGAGCAGCGCGGAAGGGGCGUCCACCCGGUUCCUCGGCCUCACCCAGCGCUCCAUCUCUGAAGAUCUGGGUUGCAGGCGCGGAGAGUUUAGCAGAAAGCAUUAUGGAUCUGUGGAGCUUCUUAUAUCCAGUGAUGCUGAUGGAGCCAUUCAAAGAGCUGGACGGUUCCGUGUGGAAAAUGGCUCCUCUGGUGAGAAUACAGACUAUGCUCCGGGUACAUGGCACAGAACGGAUGUGCAUUUGGAAAACCCAGAGUAUCAUACAAGAUGGUACUUCAAGUAUUUUUUAGGGAAAGUUCAUCAGAAUUAUGUGGGUAUGGAUGCAGAGAAGAACCCUUUCUUUCUGUCUGUUGUACUGUCUGACCAAAAUAAUCAGCGCAUUCCUCAAUACCAUUCAAUACUUUGGAGAAAAACAGGUACUCAGAAAAUAUGUCUCCCUUACAGUCCCACAAAAACACUAUCAGUGAAAUCUAUAUUAAGUGCUAUGAGUCUUGAUAAAUUUGAGAAGAGCCCAAGAGAAAUUUUUCAUCCUGAGAUACAAAAGGAUUUAUUGGUUCUUGAAGAGCAAGAGGGAUCGGUGAAUUUUAAAUUUGGAGUCCUUUAUGCUAAGGAUGGUCAGCUUACAGAUGAUGAAAUGUUCAGUAAUGAAACUGGAAGUGAAAGCUUUCAACGAUUUUUGCAACUCUUGGGUGACACAAUUACUUUGAAAGGCUGGUCUGGCUACAGAGGAGGACUGGACACUAAAAAUGAUACAACAGGAACCUGUUCCAUCUAUACAGUUUUUCAAGGGCAUGAAAUUAUGUUCCAUGUUUCAACCAUGCUACCGUAUUCUAGAGAAAACAAGCAGCAGGUAGAAAGGAAGCGACAUAUUGGAAAUGACAUUGUCACUAUCAUAUUUCAGGAAGGUGAAGAGUCUUCUCCAGCAUUCAAGCCGUCCAUGAUUCGCUCUCAUUUUACACAUAUUUUUGCUUUAGUGAGAUAUAAUAAGCAGAAUGAUAGUUACAGGCUGAAAAUAUUUUCAGAAGAAAGUGUUCCUCUCUUUGGGCCUCCCCUUCCAUCCCCACCUGUGUUUACAAAUCACCAGGAAUUCAGGGAUUUUGUGUUGGUGAAAUUAAUAAAUGGUGAAAAAGCUACCUUGGAAACACCAACAUUUUCUCAGAAACGUCAACGCACUCUAGACAUGCUGAUCCGCUCUUUAUACCAAGACAUGAUGCCUGACCUACACAAGGGAAAUAACAUGCUUAAUAGAAGAUCCUUCAGUGAUGUGUUACCAGAGUCCCCAAAAGCAACACGGAAAAAAGAGGAAGCUCGACAAGCAGAGUUUGUUCGGCUUGGUCAGGCACUGAAAUUGAAAACCACUGUGAAAGGGGAUACCACAGCUAACUUGGCAACCACAAGCUUUUGUAAAAAGGAGCCUUGGGAAUCUCAGUCUUUCUGCAGUAAUUUUCCUCAUGAGGUUGUCUGUGCAGAUUCUUGGGGCCAGUCCUUGCUGGUUUCUACAGAUGCUGGCAUCUUGUUAAUAGAUGAUGGUCAACCGUCAGUGCAAGUAUUUGAUAAAACUCUCCAAAUAAAGCAGAUGAAUGUGUUGGAAGCUCUGGAUCUUUUGAUUGCCCGAACAGACAAAGGGAAAGACUCUCGUAUCCUUGUCUUCAGACUCAGUGCUGUCCAAAAAGAUAUGGAGACAAAAAAAAAUAUAAGAAGCAAAUAUGACUGCAGAGAGAAUAAACUGGAGAGAACAAAAGGCUGCCAUUUGUAUGCCAUUAAUACUCACCAUGGAAGUGAACUGAGGAUUGUUGCGGCUAUUCGGAAUAAGCUACUUCUCGUUACAAAGAAAUAUAAUUCAGAAAACACUUCAACUAGCACCUCUCUGCUAUCAUCUCCUGAAUCUCCAGUAGAGGAGUUCCAGUACAUCCGGGAAAUAUGCCUUUCUGACCCUCCAGUGGUUAUGGCGCUGGUGGAUGGACCUACUGGAGACAGUGACAAUAUGAUCUGUGUAGCAUAUCGGCAUCAGUUUGAUUUAGUCAACGAGAGUACAGGGGAGUCUUAUAGAUUGCAUCAUGUUGAAACAAACAGGGUUAAUUUUGUUGCAGCUAUUGAUGUAUAUGAAGACGGUGAAGCUGGUCUACUGUUGUGUUAUAACUAUGUUUGUCAAUACAGAAAGGUAUACCCUUUCAAUGGAGGUUCCUCACUGGUCCAGCCAUCCGCUUAUGACUUCCACUUCAGCUGGAAUCAAGUUCCUUAUGCUGUUGUCUGUGCUUUCCCUUAUGUUCUUGCCUUCACUACCGAUUCCAUCGAGAUCCGAUUAGUGGUGAAUGGGAACUUAGUCCACACAGCAGUUGUGCCUGAGCUUCAACUUGUAGCAUCAAGGUCGGAUAUUUAUUUUAAAGCUACUGCUGCAGUAAGUGGAUCCUCUGACAGCAGCUCUAAGGAAAUGAGUUCAAAGAAUUCUCCUCAAACCCCAACAGCUUACGAAAAGCCAGAAUUACCUCUUCCUUCUGUAGAAGAUGAAGCUCCAUGCAAAAAUCUGUACAAAAUACCUCUCAGCAAUCUGGUUGGACGAAGCAUUGAACGACCUCUGAAGUCACCUUUGGCUCCCAAAGUCAUCACUACUACAACAUCAAGUGGCAUUACCUCUCUUCCAGUUAUGCACUCGCUACCUUUAUCUCGUGUGGAAAUUAAAGAAAUUGCAAGCAGAACGCGUAAAGAAUUGCUGGGUCUUUUGGAUGAGCCUAUACCCAAGAUAGAAAGUGCACAGAAGCUGAAAAAGGUUUCUCGAAGACAGUCAGACCCAAAGCAGGGAGCUGUAAGAUCAUCUAGUAGUGACAGGAUAUCAAGCUCAUUUGAAGGCUAUCCUGAAAGAUGUCCUCUUUCCACUAGUUCAGAUCCUGAUACUUCAGCAAACAGGGAGGAGAGCUCACCAUCUAGCUAUCCAUUUCAGCUGAUUUCCUUAUAUGAUGAAGACAUCAUUGACUUAAAAUGAAGAUACUUUUAAAACCCUUUUUCCUUACUUCACAUUUUCUUACAGCUCUGUAAGCUCUAUGGCAAUGUCACAAACACUGUUUCUGGUAGUAAAAUGUGGCUGGAAGUACUGGUGAUAAAUCCUUAUGGAACCCAUAGUCUGGUUAGCACAGCCUGAUUUGGCAAUGCUUGUAUCUUUAACAUAGGUAUGUUUUCUCAGUAAAAGCAUUACUUUUCAUGGCAUUCUAAUAGUAGGUAAUCAAUGGAGGGUUUGGGCUGAAACUGAAGUAAACAGAAGUAUUACUUGUUCUAAGCUUCUUAUAAUUUGACUUACCUAAAUGACAUGCAGCACAGUUAAUUGCUGUAAUUACUAUCAUGAGUUGUUUUACAAUAAUGUAUGUCAUGUUGGAAGAGGAAUUUUGUAACACAGAUCGCUACUUUUGCUUUUUUGGUCUUUAAAAAACAACAACAACAAUAACAACAACAAAAAGGCUUGCAGGCAAGGUCAUUUCAAACACUGGAGUGAGUCUCUAAAUUCAUGCAUAUGUAUUAUGUUCACUGAAGAAUCAGGUGAGAUACGAAGAUGGCGUUUCCUUGGCUCCUUGUUUAGAGAAAUUUGAAAACUCUUUUAGCAUAAAGAAUCCCUGAGCAGAGAACCUUUCUAUAGGACACACAAACUUUCAGAGUAUUUCUUGAAAAUGGGAAACUAAAAAAACCUAAAAAACCCCAUGAACAAACAAAAAAAUGAUGAAACAAAAACUCCAGUGCAUCUACUAGAAAACUCUUAUUGUAGUUCAUCUGCAGAUUUUUCCAUUGCAGGCAGAAGAGCCAACCCAAAUUACUGUGUUAAACGACAGGGGUUUAUAUUUAAAGUUUGAUCUUUUUUAAUCCUUUCCUCUAGAAUAGCUUUGCAAUGAUUGUUUGUUGUUUUUUUUUUAAUGCAAGCCUUUCUAUAUAUGAUGAUUUUAGCUUUAUUAGCAAGUGUUUCUUGUUCUAAAUGUAGAAAUAAUUCUGUAGCCAUGAUUUUAUUUCAUAAUACCAUGAUGUCAUGAUUUCACUUUUGUUCAAGCAUGAUAAUCUGAAGAUGCGUGCCUUUUGCUGCCAUCUGUCUGAAUGUACAACUGGUUUUGCGAAGUGAUUUUUUAAUCAGUUUAUUGUAUAAUAUGGCUGAAUUGCUUUACUUAAGAAAAUAUGCAGAGUCUUACCUGGAAGCAUAAUUUUUUACUCUCAACUGGGGUGGCUAAUCAACAGAAGCAAUAUUUUCAAUAGUAAUUAGCCUAGGAAUAGAAGGCUGUUAUUACUUUAGUGGAUUUUGCACUCAUAGAUGUGUGGGGUGAUAAGCAUUUAAAAGGAAGUACUAGAUUCAAGUAUUUGCAAAAACUUGUAAUUAUUUUUUGAGAAUGUUGUUUCCAGAGAGUGAGUGUGUUACUUUAUUCUAUCCUAACUUAUUUGGACAGUUAAGGCUUAAAGAAAAUCAAUCUGAAAAUACCACGUGGUACUUAUUUUCCUGGAAGUUGUAAACACUUCUGAAUCCACUUGUGGGGUCAUUGCUGUCACUUAUUUUUAAAAAGGAAAAUAACCAGCCUUUUCCAUGAACAGCUCUCUCAAUGUAGUAUUUGAUUUCUGGUUUGUGGCUAUUUUUGAAGACUGUACAAGUGUGUUCUAAAACUGGGGCUUUAGUUAAAAUUUUAACUGGAAACUUUGCUUUACUUUGUGAGGAUACUGGAUUUUAAAUAUACUGCAGAUGUUCACCUGUGCUGUCACAGCAUAAUUUAAAAUGAUUAACCAUUGUUUGAUAGCAGUUGAAGCAAUAUAUGGAGAUUUUUAAAUUUGUUUUGAAGAAUCUGAGCAAACGCAUACUUGGGUGUCCUGAAAGACUAGCCUUAGAGAUGGAGCACUAGGGAGAACAAGAAUGAGAAGAGCUUGACAGAAAACUUGACGACUGCCUAUGAUGGCAGUCAGAAUGCAUUUAGAUACAGCAUUUGCAUUAUAUCCUAAACGUGAUUAUAGAAGAAAGUACUAUAAAGCAAGAGUUAUUUUCUUGAACCAGGAGUGCAGCAGUGGCUGUAAAGUAUUACCAUUAAUUAAGAGAGCGUUGGGGGUGUGUGUGUGUAUGUGAGAGAAAGACCCUUUGAAGGUUUGCCUGUAAUUACAGCAUUGAUGACAUCUAGCAAAUGAACUAUAAAGAGUACAGAUAGUGGAUUAAUGAAGCACAAAACCAGAUCAUAUUGGCUUCAUGGUACAUACCUAGAACAGGAUAUUGGUAUUAUUUGAAGAGAGAAGCCCAGCAACUGCAUCCCUGCCCACCUCCCACCUGCUUUUAUGCUAUAGCUUGACUUAAUGGGUCUGGUACAAGCAAGUCACACUAGGAACUACUAGAUCUUAACAGACCAUUGCUGAAUCCUGGAAAAAAAAUUAAUGUCUUCAUUCUUAAUAUAUCCAGUAAGUGUCUUGUUAAGUUUUUGCUUCUGUAUUUAGAGUGUCAUAGAGGAAUAAUACCUAAUGUGGCAAAAGAAGUAGAGACUGGUACAACAUUUUGUUUGGGUUAUAUGACAGUUAGAGUUGGUAGCUGAGGCUUUAGAGUCAUGUAUAUUUAGUUUACUACCUACUUAGUGUAUGAGAGCAGCCCAGAAUGUAGGUAGAAGGCAAAGAAAAUGGAAAUAAUAUUUCAAUUUUAUUUGACACAAGCCACAGCAACCAAAUUCUGUGAAGAUCUUGAUCACAUUUAUUGUAUCAAAAGAAACAAAUACCAACACAAUCAUGUGAAAUUGCUGGUAUACACAACCUUGUACAAGGAUGUGGCUUUGAGUUUUUAGUAGUCUGAACAGACAACCAUGAUUUGUGUGUGUCUUCAUGUGAAGAGAACUAACUUCUAGCCAUUGUUUCUCUCAAAACAUCAUCCUUACUAUUCAGACUGCUAAUUAAAAUCUAGAGGCAGUUGGUGGUAUUGAUACAGGUCUUGUGCAUCAUUUAUAAAGGGCAAAGUUCUUACAAACCUGUGGAACCUCUCCUUAAGACUGGCAUAAGAUGACAAGGCUUUUGGAAGGCUGCUGGGACGGCUAUAGUGUUGUUCACUCCGGCGUUGGAGCCAUGUUAUUUGCCCUCUGUUUUUUCUAGCAUGUGCAUGCAUAUGCUCUCUAAAACAGUAGUCUUAGGCAGAAAUUGCAGCCUUGUCCGCUGUAAGCACAACCCUUUCUCCUUUCACAUUGGGUGUUAAAGCUGCCUGUAGGCUGCAUUCUUGAUACUGGCUGACAAUCUCAUGGUUAGGAGAAAAGAUAACCUUUGAAUCUACAACUAUGGAAGAUGGGUGUUGUUCUGAUAGGAAAACUGAAAGAUGUUUCUACAGAGGGAUGGAAGGAAGGAAUUGUUUCCGUGAAGGAAGAAUUGUUAUCAGAUUGAACGCUUGCUAUCAGGCUAAGUUUAACUGAAGGCCCAUUCUGGACUCUUGGCUAAGUUUCGGCAAGAAAUACUUUCAAUCCCAAUGUGCUGGAUUUGUAGGCAGCAGCAGGGCUCUUAACUCCUUCUGGCUAAAUGGUGUUGGUCACCACUUCAUCCCUGUGCCUUAGUCUGACUAAAUUAUAGGAAUGUCAUUUACACUGGUGCAAGCAUGAGAUUGUACAGGUAGUUAAUUUAGAAUGUACUUGUAUGUUCUCACCAGCAUGGUUAAUGAUGCAUGGAAUCACAAAAUAGUUGAGGGUAGAAAGGACCACUGUGUUAUCGUCUAGUGUAGUACACACACCUGUGCACUGUAAUUCAGAAAUCUGUUCAAAUUGGAUAUACAACAUUUUGUCCUGCAUUUGAAUUACUGCAUGCAUAUAAACCAUAACCACAACUUGAAGUGUGAGUAGGACUUAAGAACCCCCACACAAGAGCUAAAUUAAUUCACACACACAGAAGAAUAUGGAGCCCUUUAGGCUUUGAUGAGCUGCUUGCAAGGUCCCUAAAGCCCAGUUUGGGCUUUAGAAACCAGUACAAAUAGUCAUUUUUGUCCAGUUUCUUAUUCUAGUGGCAAUACAGUACACAUAAAUAUUUUGUAUGUGUUUGAAAGUAACAAAACACUUCCUUCUAAUAAGAAACAAAGACCCACAUGAAAUUUGAAGGAGAUGUGGCUAUUCAUGGUAGCAAGAGAACUGCUUUCUAGGUUCAGUGAAUGCACACAUACAUUCAGUUUCCUGGUUUGCAAAGAAGCAAGGCCUGCUCUAGUUAUAGUCCUUUACGAGUUUGGUGGUGUGGGGGAGAUUCCUGUUUGUUUUGGUUUUUGUGGUUUCUGGAGGCUGGUGGUGUGGGCAGGUUCUUUGUUGGUUUGUUGGUUUGUUGGUUGGGAUUUUUUUCAGAUUUUGGAGGGGUGGGGUUUGGUUGGUUGGGUUGGUUUUGGUUGUGGUUUUUUGUUGGUUUAUUUUUUUGGUUUGUUGUUUGGUGGUGGUUUUUUUUUGUUUGUUUGUUUUUUUGGGAUUUUUUUGUUGGUCUGCUGUUGUUUUUCAAUGCAUAACAUACAUGCAAGUAUGCACCUGGAAUGAACAGCUGGUUUGUUCUCUGCCUUCAUGUGAUUAUUUCUAUAAAUGUGGACAUAUUUGUAAUUGAUAGAUUCAAAUUGAAUUUUUUUAGUACUUGACAGUCAACUGAAUAAAUAUUUAAACAGUAGUUAAGAGGGCAGGGAAUGGGUAACGUUACUGCCUAACUAGUUAUGUAUGGUUAAGGUUGCUACUCCUGAGAUAUAUUUUCUGCUGUUCUAAGUAUAUUUGACCAGUAAUGGCUAGCUCGAACAUGUUUUUCUAAAGGUGUGGGUCUGUAACUCGGCCUUGCAGAUGCAGUGGCUUUUCCAGAGCUGUUGGCUUAGUCUGCAUUUGAAAUAUAUAACCCUUUUCAUUUGGAUUUGGUUUUCAAUAUAUAUAUAUAUACAUAUAUAGGUAUAUAUAUUUGUAACUUCUACUGUAAAUUUUCAGGGAUUAAAAAUCCUGACUUAUAUAUAUAUAUAUAUAUAUAUAUAUAUAAAUUUAAAGUAAUGGGAUCAUAAAAGGCAGGGGAAGAGAAAAUCCCAUCAGCAAGUGAUAAGAUUUUUCAGAAUAAUUUCUGUUGGCUUCCGUGUAUGAAAAUGGGUAUCGCGCUGUUUUCAUUCUUCACAAUUUGAUGUCAUGGUCCAUAUGCACAGCGCUUGCAUAUUCUGUUAAAGCACUGUUUUCUCAGAUAGGCUUAAUUUGUUCUUGUGAAGGACUAUAUUAUACCUUGGGAACCUAAUAUUAAAAAUAUGGGAAGGCUCAAGAGAUUAUGCAGCAAACAUCUGUACUUGCAUGCAGGUUAGAAAGUAUUUUUACUCUUAUUACUUCAGCACAGCAACUUCACCAGCCUGUAUACUGCUUAGCUGCUUCACUUUGUUGCUGACCUGUAAAUGACUGACUCCUUUUUGCUACUGGAAAUUGUACUAGCAUCUGACUUGAAGAGAAAAUGGAGACAAUUUUCUGCAUAUUUACCUGGUCAUAUGGAAAAUGUUAUGUAAAGGUUUAUGCAGAGCGUUACCAAUCUAGAAAGUCAGUUUAAUUGUCUUUGAAUGGUAGCAGACUGCUUGUAAUUUAAUAAUGGCAUAUUGCUAAGACUGUUGCUACGUUUGUGAUCAAAGACUCUUUACCAUUGGUCUUAAAUGCUGAUGUAUUACCAUUGUUUUUAAUGUCAUAUGAUAGCAUGUAUUGUUUGUAUUUUAGAUACAACAUCCAAAUAGAAACAGUCCUAUCUCAUCUGAAACUGUUUAAAGUGCUGUUUAUCACCUUUGUGAAGAAGAAACAUGAUUUAUUUCUUCGUCUGUAAUAAACUAUAAAUUUGACCCCA